AUGUUUUCUCUAUCUCAAAGGUUUCAGGACAUCACUGGGCUUUUGAGUUCAACGAUCAUGUUCAUGUCUGUUGUCAUUUCAAUUUUGUCUGCCUUUCAAUUGAAUGCUAGUGGUUAUCAACGCUUACCGGGUCAGAUUGUUGUGAAAGAAACAUUCAAUAAAAUUCGUUACUCUAGGGAUUUUGGUGGGAAAUAUAGUUCUGGAAAGGAAAAUGUGAAACUCCGGUUUGAUCUCGAAGCGGAUCUCACUUCCCUUUUCAAUUGGAAUACAAAACAAGUUAUCAUUUAUCUUGUCGGAAACUAUAACAAUUCGCAAAUGAAUGGUAUAAACCAUUUGGAAUCAAAAGUUGUUUUUUGGGAUAGAAUCAUCAAGGAUCGUGAUCAUGCCAAAAUUCACUUGAAGAACAAGAAGAGUAAAUAUUCAGUUUAUGAUUAUUAUCCUAUACUAUCAAAUAAAACGGCUACAAUGAAAUUAGAAUUUAACGUACAGCCGUGGGUGGGCCCAUUAUUAUGGGGAACGAUAGAUUCAAAUGAUACGAUCAUUUUUGCAGAUAGUGACAUUCACAAAUGA
Brettanomyces bruxellensis is the source of this 570-nucleotide messenger RNA. RefSeq lists its product as uncharacterized. The record is from RefSeq and is a predicted model, not a curated record. Gene Ontology annotation, biological process: protein targeting to ER. Gene Ontology annotation, cellular component: membrane; signal peptidase complex. The transcript has a single exon. Lineage: Eukaryota; Fungi; Ascomycota; Pichiomycetes; Pichiales; Pichiaceae. The coding region runs from base 1 to 570 and encodes 189 amino acids.